Molecule: messenger RNA, 5188 nt
Organism: Acipenser ruthenus (sterlet)
Lineage: Eukaryota; Metazoa; Chordata; Actinopteri; Acipenseriformes; Acipenseridae
Product: protein O-linked-mannose beta-1,2-N-acetylglucosaminyltransferase 1-like
Exons: 22
Coding region: 261-2222 (653 amino acids)
Biological process (GO): protein O-linked glycosylation via N-acetylgalactosamine
Cellular component (GO): Golgi membrane
Molecular function (GO): beta-1,3-galactosyl-O-glycosyl-glycoprotein beta-1,3-N-acetylglucosaminyltransferase activity
Source: RefSeq, a predicted model, not a curated record
CCCAAUGCAUGCUUUUUUUCUGGCGCCGGAAGUCCGUGGCAGUCGCUUGCAUUUUAGCGUUUCCUUGAAAAACAGAAUGAAGAAAAAACAACUGUAGCCAAAAAGCAAUCAGCAACAAGCACGUAGCGACUGCACUGCGGCGACGAGGACAACAUGAACGCUUGGAAGAGGUAAUCAACCUGCAUUGCGUUUCAUCUAGUUCCGCUACCCAAGAAACGGUUUCCCGUCCCGACCCCCGCCUCCCUGCCCCCCUGCCCGUCAUGGAGACCUGGAAACCGAACCCCCGGGCCAAGCCUUUCAUUCCACGGCAGCAGCGCAGCCUCUACCUCACCUGGAAAUACAAGCUCACCAACCAGAGAGCUGUUCGCAGAUUCUGCCAGACAGGUGCUGUGCUGUUCUUGCUGGUGACGGUGAUUAUCAACAUUAAGCUCAUUCUGGACACGCGGAGAGCAGCGAUCGAGGAGGAGGCGGCUCAGGAGUACGACGAGGCUCUUCCCAACAUGGAGACCCCUCGGAGACCGCAGAGUGGGAGGAAGGUCCUGGAUAUCGAGGUCUAUUCCAGCCGCUCCAAGGUCUACGUGGCCGUGGACGGCACCACCGUUCUGGAGGAUGAGAUGCGAGAACAAGGAAGAGGGGUCCAUGUCAUUGUGCUCAACCAGGCAACUGGUCACGUGAUGGCGAAGCGUGUUUUUGAUACCUACUCGCCCCACGAAGAUGAAGCUAUGGUCCUCUUUUUGAACAUGGUGACGCGUGGGAGAGUCCUGAUCUUUACUAUUAAGGAUGAGGGCUCCUUCCAUCUGAAAGAAGCAGCGAAGACCCUGCUGAAGGGGCUGGGCAGUCAGGUGUCCCUGUCGCUGAGCUGGAGAGACAUGUGGACAUUGGUGGUGAAGAAAGGAGGUCAAGUGUAUGGGGAGAAACACUCAAAGUCUCCAGCGCUGUCCACAUGGGGUGAUCCAGUGUUACUGAAGACAGAGGUGCAGUUAACACCAUCUGAAGAUGCCGAGUGCCUCUGGCCCGAUACCGAGAUGAAUCGACGCAGGAAGAUUUUCUGCAGUAAGGUGGAGGGCUAUGGCAGUAUCUGCAGCUGCAAGGAUCCGGCCCCCAUCGAAUUCAACCCAGACCCACUAGCCCAAAAUAACGUGUAUGAUGUGCCUGUGGCUGUUAUCGCUGGAAAUAGACCCAACUACCUGUACAGAAUGCUGCGGUCCUUGCUGUCUGCCCAGGGAGUGAAUCCCCAGAUGAUCACCGUAUUUAUAGAUGGAUACUAUGAGGAGCCUAUGGACGUCGUGGAGCUCUUUGGUCUGAAGGGGGUUCAGCACACUCCUAUCAGCAUUAAAAACGCCAGGGUGUCCCAGCACUACAAGGCCAGCCUGACUGCCACUUUCAACUUGCACCCUGACGCACAGUUUGCAAUCGUCUUGGAGGAGGACCUGGAUAUCUCUGUUGACUUUUUCAGUUUUCUGAGUCAGACGGUUCAUUUACUUGAAGAAGACGAGAGCCUGUACUGUAUUUCAGCCUGGAAUGAUCAGGGCUAUGAGCACACCGCAGAGGACCCGGCCCUCCUGUACCGUGUGGAGAGCAUGCCUGGACUGGGCUGGGUCUUAAAGAAGAGCCUUUACAAGGACGAGCUGGAGCCCAAGUGGCCAACGCCAGAAAAGCUGUGGGACUGGGAUAUGUGGAUGCGAAUGCCUGAACAGAGAAAGGACCGGGAGUGCAUCAUUCCCGACGUGUCCAGAUCUUACCACUUCGGCAUUAUUGGGCUGAACAUGAACGGAUACUUCCAUGAAGUUUAUUUUAAGAAGCAUAAGUUGAACACAGUUCCUAACGUUCAGUUCAAGAAGGUUGACGGUUUGAAAAAGGAUGCCUAUGAGACAGAAAUUCAGAGACUGCUCGGUGAAGCAGAGUUGCUGGAUCACAGCAAGAACCCGUGUGAGGACUCCUUCAUUCCAGACACGGAGGGCAAAACCUACAUCAUGUAUAUUAAAAUGGAACAAGAGGCUGACAGCACUGCAUGGACAGAGCUGGCCAAGUGCCUCCAUGUCUGGGAUCUAGAUGUCCGAGGGAACCACAAGGGACUGUGGCGUCUCUUCAGGAAGAAAAACCACGUUCUCGUUGUUGGAUCUCCUGUGUCUCCCUACUCUGUAAAGAAACCCGCACAGGUGACCCCGAUUCACUUGGAGCCCCCUCCGAAGGAGGAAGGAGCAGCUCCUGAACAGACGUGAUCUCCAGGUGCGCAGCGUCUGUGUGUGACAUGACAGCCGCUGUGCAGCCACGACAACCACUAACCCAGCCUGGUGACCAGCGCAGAGUCCGCUCGGAGCACGGGGCAAAAGGGAAUGAAAACCAUGGCGAUGGAACGCAACCUUUUUUUUAUUUAUUUAUAUUUUGUUCAUUUUAGCUGUAAAUCAGUCCUGAAAUGUUUUACAUACAAACCCUUUAACAACUGGGGGUUAUCUUAAAACUUUUUUUUUUUUUCUUAAUGGCUGAUUGUUGUUGUUGUUGUUAAAAGUAUAUACUGGCAUACGUCUUCCUGUGGAAUCAAAGGAGAACUAGAGGGCUUAGAAGCAUAUAACAGUACUCCAUUUUUGGUGGCCCUUCCUGGAAAGGGAUCCAUUGGUAUUCCAGUAUCUUAACUGUGGCAGAUGUAAAUUCUGCCGCUCCUUAACUUUAUUAAUCCGGCUAGUGUAUUUCACCCAGGAGUGGUUUAUUGACCAAUCAACAUUACUUCAUAUGCUAAACAAAUACAGUGAAAUGAAGUCUGCGGACGUGUACAUGUAUACAUUCAAGGGAGAUUGGGCACUGUUAAAUCAUUCAAAUAAAGCCAUUGUGCUUUUUUUUUUUGUUUUGGGGGGGGGGGGGGGGGCGGCUGUAUUGUUCAGUGUGCUUCAGUUAGAGGUGGGGGUGUGCAGUAACUCCUAUUCUUACUCGCCAUUGCUUUUCAGAAGUGUUCAUCAGCAAUAUUAAUGUGUUGAUUUAAAAACUAGAUAAGCUGUCCUUCCCUCGAUUUCAGUGGCGUACCUGUCCGUGCCAGUUAACCUCCGCACGGGGUGUUUUAAAAGCUGAUUGGAAGAAUGUUUUCCUGUCAUUCGGGGUGCUGGCGUUUGCACUGCCUGACUGGCAUACUGAGGGCAUGAACUGCUGAUGAAAAGUGAGUUUACAGCCUUGGCAUGACUGUUAGAGGCAUGAAUGAAAAUCCCCUACUGAUCCGACACCUAGCAGACUCGCCUGCAGAUGAUGGGCUGUCGUAUUUUAUUGACUCACAUUAGUUGGUCUGCAAUGGCGGGUUUUUUAUUAUUUUUUUUUUAAUAUAAACCCAGGCUAGCUCAUUAGGUCAGAAUAUUUAGCUACAGAAUAUUGUUUUCCUUUUUGUUUUGUUGUAUAUAAACUGUAACCUAUAUAUUUAUUUAACUCAACUGCCGCCCUGUCACUAUGAGGGAUAGUUUUAGCGGCUUUAUUAACUUUAUCAAGGAGCAAAGCGCAGGAUCAGUUGAACAGCCUAAGUUGCCGGGUUUUAUGAUCUGAUGUGUGUAAUAUAUAUUUUAAAUUAGAUUUUUUGUUUUCUUAUUAACUUGUAUGUGUAGCACAUCAUUUAAUUGUGUGGAAAUUCUUUCUUUGAUUUUUUUGUUAAUGUUAGAGUGUUGGUAGUAACUUGAAUAUUAUUGCCUCUGAUCAUGGUCAACUACAUUUCAUAUUAAGUGUUCAAUUUAUCCAUAAGUAUUUCCUGUUACUUUUCUACUGUGAAGAAGACCAUUUAACUGUUGGAUGCAUUCAAUGGCGAAGGAAAUAAGCAGACAUCCUCAUUAGAUUUCUAAGGACUUUUUUGGCUUAAAAAAUGUUUUAUAUAUUUGUAAAGCUUACCGUAGUAUAAGGGGGGAGUGCUGUACAUUUAGUGGUACUGUUUACCCAGGACUUCAUGGAAAAGUAUUGAACCGGGGAUAGUCUUUCACAAGCUGCUUUAUUUGCCAAUGAUUGGAAAACUAAUCGUUUUUAGUACUACACCUUACUGGAUUUCGUUUUGCUUUAUGGCUUUUAAUGUAUUCAACAAAGAGUUUAUUGGGGGUACUCAGUUGAAAAUAACCUGCAGUGUGUUUUCUCAGCUCUUAUUUACCAUCUGUCCCCACAGGGGAAUUGGAUGUUGCAAGUCUGCUGUUUUAAGUUGGGAUUUUAAAAUAUAUGUUCUGGAUGUAGUUUGUUUAACAAUGAUACAGAGAUUACCUGGAGUUUUAAAGAAAUGUGUUGUUUUUCUUGCAUUCCCCUUUAUCACAUUGCAGGCUGUGUAGAACAGGAGCAGGUAAUCUAUGUCCCAUAACCCGGUGCCAUCCUCCGGAGCGCAAUCUCCAUUGCAAUUUACCAGCCUUCGGGGAGAGUAAACCAGUACUCCCCUUCUCUCGUUCCAUCCAUUUUAGUGUCUGAUCGACUGGGAAGGAGUGAAGCUAUUGCAGUAGAUACUGCUCACUGUGCAGAGAAGCCACAAGUACUGUAAGUUUAUUAAGAUGCGAUGCUAUCUGCUCGGGGUGCAGCUUUACAGGGCUUUCUUAAACAUGUAGAGAACAAAGGAUCCGUUUUCAGUUUUUUCAGAAUGUAUUUUGCCAUUGCUUCUUUAAACGCCCACUAGGCUGACUGAGCAACUGAAUUACUAAAGAGCGUUUGAAAUGGCUCAUCAUCUUGGUUGUGAUGGUGAUCCCUAUUUUUAAAAAAGCUGAAGGACUCUAGUCAUGAACUUCCUCCCUACAGUUUCCCCCGGGGCUUAGAUUAACGCGCCCAUGGACACCUUAUCUGUGGGGUCGUUCAAUUGGAAACAAAAGGCUUGUUUAGGUUUCAGUUAAACGGGGAGGGAGUGCUGGCAACAACACCAAACCACCGACAAGUUCAGAGAGAAUGUGUACCUGUACAGAAUAUUUGUGUUAUCUGCUGUGAUAGCAUAUGUACACUUUCACACAUUAUCACAGUAUUUGCAUUUCAUAGUUGUCACUGUUAGUCACUGCAGCUUUUUAACCUUUUAAGCUCUUACGUAUAUAAUUGCCUUUCUCAAGCUGUGUGGAACUUGUGAAUAUUUGUUUUGUUUCCCUUUAGAAACGCAUUUGUAAUCAUUGAAAAGGGAUUUGUAAACCCUAUCCAAUUUCUGUUUCUGGGCAUGGCAGUUGCGAUUAAAAAGACAGACCAUACUCUAGUCUUGCUGGAAACAGAA